Molecule: messenger RNA, 390 nt
Organism: Amphimedon queenslandica
Lineage: Eukaryota; Metazoa; Porifera; Demospongiae; Haplosclerida; Niphatidae
Product: tyrosine-protein kinase transmembrane receptor Ror-like
Exons: 3
Biological process (GO): cell surface receptor protein tyrosine kinase signaling pathway; protein phosphorylation; positive regulation of kinase activity
Cellular component (GO): signaling receptor complex; plasma membrane
Molecular function (GO): transmembrane receptor protein tyrosine kinase activity; Wnt-protein binding; ATP binding
Source: RefSeq, a predicted model, not a curated record
GAUUAUUUCAGGUUAGGUGAGUCAGAGUUGCUGCCCAUUAGGUGGAUGCCCCCUGAAGCUAUUAUGUUGUGUAAAUUCACAAUAGACAGUGACGUGUGGUCCUAUGGUGUAGUACUGUGGGAGAUAUUCUCAUAUGGUAUUCAACCUUACUAUGGGAUGAGCAAUGAAGAAGUGAUUAAAUAUGUACGGACUGAUAAUGUAUUGAGGAGACCCCAGGGGACACCACAAGAGAUAUAUGAUCUUAUGUUGGACUGUUGGGCCAUUAAUCCUACUGACAGACCUAAAGCUAUUGAAAUAUCUAACGGGCUAGAGAGAUGGACCCCUGACCUAUCAGCACAAAUUGAAGUAAAGUGUAGGGGGGCCGGGCUGGGUCUGAGACAGGGGAUGGGG